AUGCAGCAAUGGAUCGAUCAUCUAUUCCUAUUUUUUUUUGAUCAUCUAUGCCAUGCUUACAACAGUAAUACAAUAUGGUCUGAUGAUGAAGAACCAGUACGAUACAUUGAUUAUUCUGUUUAUGAACGUGAACUAGAUCUAACAUUAACACGAUUAGCUACAUUUUAUGCAUUUCUCUUUAAAUUAACUUAUGGUCAAAGUGAUCUUUGUAUUACUUGCCUUAAUCCCAAUCGAUAUAGUAGUGAAUUACAACGUAUGAUUGGAAUGUUUGUUGCAACAUUACCUCGUCGUAUUCAACUUUAUUCUCAUUGGUCAUUCAAUGAACUUGUCAAACAUGUACAAGAAAAGUAUUUCUUAUCACCAUACGAUGUCCUUUUAUCGGUAAUUUUACGAUGGUUAGGUGCUCAUGUCGAAGAUGAUGUCAAGUUCGCUGAAUUUCAACAAAUAUUACGUUUUCCAUCAAAUCUUCUUAACAUCGAACGUGGUGCGACAACGUUUGGUGAAGCUAAUCUUGCUCCAAUGAAAUUAACAAAAGAAGGACUAUGUUCUCUUGAUGAAAUACAUCUUGGCUCACAUACUAAUCUUGGUAAUCGGUGUAUAAUUAUGCCAGCAAUAAGGCUUCCUCCAAAAGUAAUUGUUGGAAGUCUUACAUUGGUUACACGAAAAACAGCUAGUACAGAAAAUAAUUGUAUAUUACUCGUACGAUCUGAAGAAUUUGAUUAUGUUAUUAUAGCUACUGGACAUUUUUCAACCCCUAAUAUACCAUACGUUGAUGGAAUUGAAACAUUUCAUGGUCGUAUAUUACAUUCUCAUGAUUUUCGUUUUGCUCAAGAUUUUAUUGAUAAGCAUGUACUACUUAUUGGUAAUGGAUUUUCAGCUGAAGAUAUUAGUUUACAAUUAUACAAAUAUGGAGCAAAAUCUGUUACACUAUCAUAUCGAACUAAGCCAAAAGAUUUCAAAUGGCCUGAUAAAAUUAAAGAAGUACCAUUAGUCAUUAAAAUUGAUAACGAAACAGUAUAUUUUAAUGAUGGCUCGUCUGAAACAGUACAUGCAAUAAUUUUUUGUACUGGCUAUUUAUAUUAUUUUCCAUUUCUCGAUGAUACUCUUCGUUUAAAAUUAUCAUCGAACUGUUUUUAUCCUCCGAAUUUAUAUAAAACAAUAUUUUGGUUAAAUCAACCACGUUUACUCUAUUUGGGUAUGCAACGUAUGGGACUUAGUUUUAAUAUUGGUAAUGUUUUAGCAUGGUAUGCUCGUGAUGUUAUUCUAGGAAAAAUUAUUUUACCUUCAACAAAAGAUGAAAUGAAAUCUGAUAUAGCAGAAUGGCAAAAAAAAGAAAAAGGAAUUCAAAACUUUACUGAUUAUGUUAAUUUUCAACGAGAAAUUGUUUUGGAUUUAAUCAAUGCAACAGAUUAUCCACGCUUCGAUAUUCAUCGUAUGAAUCAAUUAUUAUUUGAAUGUAUGAAAACAAGAUUCGAGAAUAUGCUCACCUAUAGAGAAAAAACAUAUGCCUCAGUAUUAACUAAUACAAUGGCCAAACCACAUAAUACACCCUGGUUGAGCGAAAUGGAUGAUAGAUUAGAAAAUUUUAUUCAAAAAUAA
Rotaria sp. Silwood1 is the source of this 1599-nucleotide messenger RNA. Lineage: Eukaryota; Metazoa; Rotifera; Eurotatoria; Philodinida; Philodinidae. The record is from the annotation of a GenBank genome assembly.